AUGCAGAUAACACAGCAGCGUUUAGGUGGAGUAAGAAUAAUUGGCACCGAUUCCAAGGGUGAAACAAAAGCCUAUCCAACACACUAUUGCAUAGAUAUAGAAAUGACGCUGACGUUUCGGAGAUUUUGUAAGGAAGGAGUUACUAGCACUAACAUUUUACCGACUGAUAAGAAACGACUUCGAGAUCCAUCAAAACCUCUAGGAGUAUUACCAAACAUGGAGCAAACACGUGGAUUAUCAAGAUCAAAGAGGGCAAUGGACCAUCACAACCCUUACACUGCCGACCAGAAAUAUUUUGCAUCUAUGCUAAGCUCUAAACUAGGUGCUUCCAACUAA
Messenger RNA from Echinococcus granulosus, 336 nucleotides. RefSeq lists its product as hypothetical. The transcript has 2 exons. NCBI's taxonomy places the organism in Eukaryota, Metazoa, Platyhelminthes, Cestoda, Cyclophyllidea, Taeniidae. The record is from RefSeq and is a predicted model, not a curated record. The coding region runs from base 1 to 336 and encodes 111 amino acids.